UGCCGCUUUCAGAUUUUGUUAGAUGACAGAAAUACUUAUCUACUUCCAGCCAACACUAGAAGGGCUGCUUAUGUAGCUGUAAUGAGGAAUACUACCAUGGAAAAUAGGACUGGAUUUGAGUCCCUAUUGAGUUUGUAUAGGAGUACUGAUGUGUUGCAAGAAAGGGAAAAAAUAUUGCGUUGUAUUGCAUCAAGCGCAGACCCAAAUAUAGUACUAGAGGUUCUGAAUCUUUUGUUGUCUGAUGAGAUUCCAGAUCAAGAUAUUAUUUAUGUACUAUGGGGAAUAAGCUUAGAAGGCAGUGAAAUUGCUUUGAAAUGGUUGAUGGUUAACAGUGACGAGAAAGCAGAUGAGAUAGAAGCAUUUUUUGCCAGUCGCAUGAACCAUUCCAUUGUUAUGAACUUGAAGUUGAGCAUUGAGCAGGUCCGUAUCAAAGCAAGGUGGAUUGGAGUGUAAGGCAAGAGCAUUCUCUGCCCGACUUAAUCAAACCAUUAGCUCAGAGGAAAUGAUGGCUUUAACAUCAGUUUCUUCUUAAGCAUAUCAUUAACACAACUAGUUUCCAGUAAUACUGUAUGUUACAUAUAUCUCUUAUUUGAAGUU
This is a messenger RNA of Abrus precatorius (Indian licorice), 597 nucleotides long. Its product is annotated as aminopeptidase M1-like. The record is from RefSeq and is a predicted model, not a curated record. Lineage: Eukaryota; Viridiplantae; Streptophyta; Magnoliopsida; Fabales; Fabaceae. The coding region runs from base 82 to 453 and encodes 123 amino acids. The transcript is spliced from 5 exons.